GGCGAGUUAGGCAAAGGAGGUGGCAAUAUCCCUAAAAAGUCCCCAAUAACAGCACCACUACAUAUUCCCUAUCCACCCACCGGAAGAACCACAGCAGCGAUGAAAUACCAGCAUUCUGAUAAAGAGGCUGUUGCUGGCAUCCAGUCAAGCCUCAAAGGUGUUGACACAACAGCCCAAUUGCUUUGCGUUGCCUCUUUUUAAUAACUGUUUGCAGUCAGACGAAAUUACAGCACAGUUGAAUGUUUUUCUUCCACCGAGUGUUUGCAGAGCAUUCAAGGCCCUGGGCGACUUGGCUAUGGAAAAUAAAAGCUUUCGGCGUGGGAGUUUUCAGAGCAGCACCAGCGAUGAAGAACUGGUGGAGGUCACAGGGGGGACGCUGGACUUCUCCAUGGUGGACGAUGUGCCUCCUUUGGACAGAGAGGUGGGGGAAGGUUUCUCCUCAUGCAAUGGAGGUGGGAUGAAUGGUGCAAGCAAGAUGAUGGAUUUUCUGGAGGAUCCCGUCCCUGGCGUGGGGACCUAUGAAGACUUCAAUACCAUUGACUGGGUCCGCGAGAAGUCUCGUGACCGUGACAGGCACAGAGAGAUCACCAAUAAAAGCAAAGAGUCCACCUGGGCCCUGAUCCACAGCGUCAGCGACGCUUUCUCAGGAUGGCUGUUGAUGUUGCUCAUCGGGCUGUGUGCAGGGGGAUUAGCUGGCUUGAUCGACAUCUCUGCCCACUGGAUGACGGACCUGAAGGAAGGCGUCUGCCUGAAUGGCUUCUGGUAUAACCACGAACACUGCUGCUGGAACUCCACACACCCCACCUUCCAGGACAGGGACAAGUGCCCAGAGUGGAGGACGUGGGCGCAGCUUCUGACGGGCAAGGAAGAAGGGGGGGCGCUUGCUUACAUCCUCAGCUACUUCAUCUACGUCAUCUGGGCCCUGCUGUUCUCUCUGCUCGCCGUGCUGCUCGUUAGGGGCUUUGCUCCAUACGCUUGUGGCUCAGGGAUCCCAGAGAUCAAAACUAUCCUGAGCGGCUUCAUCAUUCGGGGCUACCUGGGCAAGUGGACUCUGCUCAUCAAAACCAUCACCCUUGUGCUUGCCGUUUCCUCCGGCCUGAGCUUGGGGAAAGAGGGGCCCCUGGUCCACGUCGCCUGCUGCUGUGGGAACAUCCUUUGCCACCUCUUCACCAAGUAUAGGAAGAACGAGGCCAAGCGCCGAGAGGUCUUAUCAGCAGCUGCAGCUGCAGGUGUGUCGGUGGCUUUUGGUGCCCCCAUUGGAGGCGUCCUGUUCAGUCUAGAAGAGGUCAGCUACUAUUUCCCCCUCAAAACACUCUGGCGCUCCUUCUUUGCUGCGCUUGUGGCAGCGUUUACUUUGCGCUCCAUCAACCCCUUUGGGAACAGCCGCCUUGUCCUCUUCUACGUGGAGUUCCACACACCAUGGCACCUGCUGGAGCUGGUGCCGUUUAUCCUGUUGGGGAUCUUUGGGGGGCUCUGGGGGGCUUUCUUCAUCCGCAGCAACAUCGCCUGGUGCAGGAGGCGCAAAACCACCAAGCUGGGCAGGUACCCCGUGGUGGAGGUGAUCGUGGUCACAGCCAUCACGGCCAUUUUGGCCUUCCCCAACGAGUACACCCGGGUGAGCACCAGCGAGCUGAUCUCGGAGCUCUUCAAUGACUGUGGCCUCCUGGACUCUUCCAAGCUCUGUGACUACAUCAACGAUUUCAACGACUUCAACACCACCAAAGUGGAUGACCUGCCCGACAGGCCCGCGGGCCCAGGGGUCCGCACAGCCAUGUGGCAGCUGGCUCUGGCCCUCAUCCUGAAAGUCUUCAUCACUAUAUUCACGUUUGGCAUGAAGGUGCCGUCGGGGCUAUUCAUCCCCAGCAUGGCCGUGGGGGCCAUUGCAGGCCGGCUGCUGGGGGUGGGGAUGGAGCAGCUGGCAUACUACCACCAUGACUGGGUCAUCUUCGGAGGCUGGUGCAGCCAAGGGGCGGACUGCAUCACUCCUGGCCUCUAUGCGAUGGUGGGGGCAGCUGCCUGCCUUGGAGGAGUGACGCGCAUGACGGUCUCCCUUGUGGUCAUCAUGUUUGAACUUACUGGGGGACUGGAAUAUAUUGUGCCUCUGAUGGCCGCGGCCAUGACUAGCAAGUGGGUGGCAGAUGCCAUUGGCCGUGAGGGCAUUUACGAGGCCCACAUCCGCCUGAACGGCUACCCAUUCCUGGAGGCCAAGGAGGAGUUCUCUCACAAGACCUUGGCCAUGGACGUCAUGAGGCCGCGGCGCUGCAACCUUCCCUUGACCGUCCUCACCCAGGACAGCAUGACGGUUGAGGAUGUAGAGGCCAUCAUCAACGAGACCACGUACAGUGGCUACCCGGUGGUGGUGUCGCGGGAGUCCCAGCGACUCGUCGGGUUUGUUCUCAGGCGAGACAUCAUCAUCUCCAUUGAAAAUGCCCGGAAGAAGCAAGAUGGGAUUGUGAGCAGCUCCGUUAUUUAUUUCACUGACCACUCCCCCCCGCUGCCUCCCAGUUCCCCGUCCAUGCUGAAGCUCCGAGGCAUCCUCGACCUCAGCCCUUUCACGGUGACAGACCAAACACCCAUGGAAAUUGUGGUGGACAUUUUCCGCAAACUUGGGCUGCGCCAGUGCCUGGUCACGCACAACGGGAAGCUACUGGGAAUCAUUACUAAAAAGGAUGUAUUAAAGCACAUUGCACAAAUGGCGAACCAGGAUCCAGACUCCAUAUUGUUCAAUUGAACACAGGAAUGGGCGUUGGGUAUAGCAUCCCCCGCCCCGGAUGAACUCAUAGAAUGGACUCCCAAAAUUUUGCUUCUCUUUUUACUGAGAAGAACCUGGAGCUGUCUUCAGAGUUUGCCUGUAUGGAGCUAAUGAUAAUCAUGUUUUAUUUUUUUCUACAAGAUAACCAAUUGCACUAUAUAAUCUGUGGAAAUUAAUCUUCUCUUUAGAAGAAAAAACUUUUAUUAUAUAAUUUUGAAGUUGCAUUGAAAGAGAAAUUCCAUGAAGGAGUAAAAGAAAUGUUAUAACUGGAUAAACCUGUUGCUUUAUUUUAAUGUAAUCAUUUUUCAGCACACUUGGUGGAGCCCUUCCUAAAGCUCUCUGGGUAAGAAGUGAUGAACCAGGUCAGCGAUUGCCUUGCCUGGCUCAGUCAUGAGUCUUGGCUACUCAGAAAGUUUUUAAAAAUUAAGAAUGUUGACCGAGACCCAAAACCUCCCCCGUUAAUCAGUCUUCCACGUAAUACAAUCUUGUCUUGUGUUUGGUGCUUGAUUAAUGUGAAACCUGUUCUGGGUUUAUUUUGAA
This is a messenger RNA of Rhineura floridana, 3292 nucleotides long. RefSeq names its product chloride voltage-gated channel 5 (gene CLCN5). The coding region runs from base 296 to 2731 and encodes 811 amino acids. Gene Ontology annotation, biological process: chloride transport; transmembrane transport. Lineage: Eukaryota; Metazoa; Chordata; Lepidosauria; Squamata; Rhineuridae. Gene Ontology annotation, molecular function: voltage-gated chloride channel activity. The record is from RefSeq and is a predicted model, not a curated record. The transcript has 14 exons. Gene Ontology annotation, cellular component: membrane; Golgi apparatus; synaptic vesicle.